Molecule: messenger RNA, 1128 nt
Organism: Tigriopus californicus
Lineage: Eukaryota; Metazoa; Arthropoda; Copepoda; Harpacticoida; Harpacticidae
Exons: 3
Coding region: 173-847 (224 amino acids)
Source: RefSeq, a predicted model, not a curated record
AUCUUCAUUCUCAGCCUCACUCAUGACCAACCGAUCGUCCAACCAACCAACUAACCAACCAGCCGACCGACCGACCGACCGCCUUGGCCUACCGCCAAGAAAAAGGUCACUACAAAUGGGGAUCUCGGAUUUGGUUUAGCUUCAGUUAACCUUUGAUAGUAGCUCACGGAGGAUGAAGACAGCCACAUCGGGAGGGCGAUGGGCCCACGAGCUCAAGACGCAUUUGGGACUGGUACUCGUGUGCAUGGUCGUCAUUCCUGGCACAUUGGCCAGUGCCAAAGAUAAUGGUAUCAACUGGAGGGAUCCCAGCCAAGUCCGGGCGAGCCUUGAGGACCCCCACCAUCGACAGGGCAAGUUUUUCGCUCUUCGUGGGAAACGAAGUCUGACCUUAGAGGCCAUAGAGUCCUUGAACAAUGAACGGGAAGGCCGAAGCGGCCCCGUGGAACACCUCCUCCGCGGCCGCAAGGAUUCAUUCAAUCACUUGAUGAGGGGCAAAAAGUCCGAGAUGGACCACCUUCUUCGAGGCCGGAGAUCCGAAAUGGACCACCUUCUCCGAGGCCGGAGAUCCGAAAUGGACCAUUUGCUCCGGGGCAAAAAGUCCGAAAUGGAUCAUCUGCUCCGAGGUCGCCGAUCAGAAAUGGACCACCUGCUUCGAGGUCGUCGAUCGGGAGUGGACCAUUUGCUCCGGGGAAAGAAAUCCGGCCAACUGAGCGAGGAGUACGAGCGACUGAUCCGAAGUGAGAUGCAACAUCUCUUGAGAGGGAAGAAAAGUUCGGAUUAUCUAGAUUAUGAGCCCGCGAUGGAAAUGGAAUUACCUAUUAUCUCGGUCGAGUACGUUAACAAAUGAGAUUCCAGAUGAAUCAUGAUUCGGUUUUCAGUUCUAGUAUGGCAAUGUUUGAUCUUUGUGCGGUAUGUAUUACUCCACCUCGUCGUUCUUCUAGCGUUCCAAACUCGUUUCAGAAGCAAUAAAAUCAGAUGCAGAUUUGAAGUUAAGCUACUAUUCACAUCGGUUUUGAAGUGUCUCCUCCCUGAAUAAAAUAGUGCCCGGUUGUUGAUGACAGGAGUCAUCAUUAUUAUUGUUCCGUUCUCUUGUUUCUUAUACAAUAAAACAUUACUCUUUUUACAGUA